AUGUAUACACAAGAAUAUGCUGAAUGUUGUCCUGUACCAAAUACAUAUCGCGUUUAUAUAUAUAUAUCAUAUUUGGAUACAGUACAUUUCUUUCGACCGAAACUUUAUCAUCAACAUGUUUAUCAUGAAAUUUUAAUUGGUUAUUUGGAUAAUGUUAAACAACAUGGAUAUAUGUAUGCUCAUAUAUGGGAUUGUCCAGCAAAUGAAGGUGUUGAUUAUAUAUUUUGUUGUCGUCCACCUGAACAACUUUUAUCGAAGCUAAAACGCCUACAGGAUUGGUGUAGAAAGAUGCUUGAUAAAGCAAUUGCAGAACGCCUUGUUAUUGAUUAUUAG
This is a messenger RNA of Rotaria sp. Silwood2, 333 nucleotides long. Lineage: Eukaryota; Metazoa; Rotifera; Eurotatoria; Philodinida; Philodinidae. The record is from the annotation of a GenBank genome assembly.